Messenger RNA from Eremomyces bilateralis CBS 781.70, 1952 nucleotides. RefSeq lists its product as uncharacterized. The record is from RefSeq and is a predicted model, not a curated record. The transcript is spliced from 4 exons. The coding region runs from base 91 to 1821 and encodes 576 amino acids. NCBI's taxonomy places the organism in Eukaryota, Fungi, Ascomycota, Dothideomycetes, Eremomycetales, Eremomycetaceae.
AUGUCCGAACGAGUCUCAUCUUUUCUUUUGAAGGGGACCCGGCCGAUUUAAGCGUAUCGUUUUGCUGGGAAAGGGAUAUCCGCCUCUGCCAUGACACAUAUAGCCAAUUGUUUGCGACAUGGCGUUGGUAGAACUUCCCCUGAUAAUUAUAUAGUGGAUGUUGAAGCCCUCUCCUCGAACAAUUCUACUGCAAGAUCGGAUUUGUCCAGCUCAAACAGUCCAUCUAUGAGCCAAGAAAUGAUGACCGGCCGAGUCGCCGUUAAAUAUCAACUCUGGCCCAAUCCAUCGAGACCAUCUCAAGUGCAUUGGCUCGACCAAAUCAGUUCUGACAAGUCAAUGGCACUAUCCGCCGGACGGUCUUCAACCUCUCUGAGUGAUACCGUGGUUGCAAACGACAAUUUCGGCCGCUUGACCCGAAGCGGUUCCCUUGCUCGUCGAAGAAAAAUCAGUGUCCCAGAGUUGGGACCAACCACCAUGACCAUGGUGACAGUACGGGAGCUAGCCGUCGACUCUCCAACCAUCCCUGGACGUCCACCGUUGAGGACUACGGCGUCUGAAAGUCACAAACACGAACGUUCCGCCAGUGCUCCUGGAGGAAACUGGCGCCAUGGUCCCUUCGGAGAUGCCAUGGUCGACUGCGUAGGCCGCCCUUUCGUCCACAAGUCCGGAGCUCUUCACCAACCGACCUUGAAAACCCCCGUAUUUGACCUCGCCAAACCAUUGCAGCUCAAUGCCACACGGCCGCUUUCUCCUAUAUUGAGCCCUCCUUUGACGGCAAAGCCAGUCCUCAAGUUAGAGACCGGUUCCGACGCUGACCAGGGCCCGCCGGUACCACCGAAGCCGUCACCGACGGAAGGAAGAGGCUCGCCCGUGUCCAAGACGCUCUCCAAAUCGAAUCCAUGCUCAGCUACCAUGCCACCCGCGACACGCACCCGAUCUCCUCCAUUCACAGCCCCUUUGGGUUCAUCAAAGUCGAUGCAUGACUUUGGAAUGUCGCCUAUGAAAGUGAAGCACCAGGCCCCCGCUCUUCCCGCAGGCAAACUAGAAACGCCUGUAUGCGAACAAACUCGACCCGUCCGACGAUCAUCUCUCAAGAAGCCAUCAAAUAAAUUCUCGCCAGCCACACCUAAACAACACCAGCCAGUCACUGCCAACAGUGACAGCUGGAAGUUGCCAGAAGGAAUGAUCCCUCAGGACGCUCUCAAACGGCUCCCACAGCAUGAAACCGAGAGCCUUCGGAAACAGGCAAGAGGCCAAGCGGAGAAGUUUGAAGUCCUUGGAAGCCGAAAUGUAGCAUCAUUGUCCAGAGAGCUCCGCGCCCUCGACGAACGCUGCGAAUAUCUUCGCAGAACAUACAAAUCCCUCCGCGACGGCCGCCAAACGCUGCACGUGCGCAUGCUGCACUACCUGAAGAGCGACACGCUGAACUUCUCCCGCGAGAGACUACUCAAGCAAAGCGAGGCGCUCCUCGAGCUGGACCAGUCCAUCGACGACUGGAUCCUGAAACUCGAACAAGCGGAGAACCGACGAUUGCGGGUCCGGCAGAAGCUGCUGGAGCACGUCGCUGCGGCUGUCACGCUGAACCAGCAUGCGUCCUCCCCGACGAUGGACGGGACGAGCAUGCAUCAUCAUGGGGCGGCCACUCCGCCAGGAAGUCCGGUGAUGCUGCAGGGGAUGAGCCCCCAUUCGUCGCCGCAUACUACACAGGAGGUAUCGAGCCGCAGGGAUGUGGAGUCGAUUAAGAUCUACGCGGACGGACAGGUCCUGAGUCUCUUUAACGAUAUUGAUCAGGCCAUGACCAAGAUGUGCGAGGCAUGCUAAGAACAGAUUGGUCGGGGAUAUGGCUUCACCUCUUCCUUCCGAACCGUGACGCGGUGAUUGUAUGAUUCAUGAAUAGCGAGUGGAAUAUCCUCGCAAUAAUGUUGAGAUGUCUUGGUUAUCUGCGGUCAUUC